UAAAAACAUUACACCUUCGCUAUAUAUCACGCCCUUUCUCCUUGCGGUCGAAGAGCAGUGUCAUUCUAACAUCAUCUUCCUAACAACUUGCACCGAUUGCUUUCCCUGCCGAUUUCCCUCAUCGCUCGCAACAGAUUUUAGGCGCCACUAAUAUUCCCUCCAUCUAUUUCCCCGGCUAAAUCCUAGGCGAUAUCUGUCUCUUGCAAAGUCCAGUUGGAAUUGCAGGAUUCUGAAAUAGCAGCAUUUGCCUUCUCAGAGUCUGGAGAUACAUACUUUUUGAUGCACCUAAAACAAGAUUCAAAGAAAGCGUUUGUAUUGGGAUUCAAAUAAAACUAGGGGAACACUUCUGAUCUAAGGAUUUGGCUGCAUGACAGUUCAGAUAUAUCAAAGAAAACCCAAAUUUUGCAUAGAAUUAAACUCAACGCUAAGAAGGAGAGGAGAUGAAAGGGGCAGGUGAAGAAGAGUUUUUUUUGGUUGUGGUCUAGAACCCACUGCAAAGUAACUUAUAGGGCCUCCACUGUUGUAUCUUACCUGGUGGUUUAAAAUGACAAUCAGUUCGGAAGAGGCAUCAAAGAAAACUUCACGUUCUCAAUUGGUUGUGUUGAACAGGGCAUUCAAAUUGGCUGAGCAAUGGGUUAACAAUAUGGGCUCUUCAGAUGAUGCUAAACCAAAUAAUGUGGUUCUAGAGAGUCGUCCACCUAGGCUUGGAAUUGGUGCUGCAGUUCCACGUCAAUCUCAAACUGUACUCUCAAAUGACCCCGCAGAAAGAAAAUUACGUGCUAAAUUGGAUGCUGAGAAAAGAAAAAAAUUGAAGAGCUCUGAAGCAUCAACAAUUUCUGCCAAAGACGGGAAAGUUGAUGAAGAAAGCGAUGACGAGGAAUUAGAAAGCAAAACAAAAGCGUUUACCAAGAAGAGGCCUGCGGCUUUGCCCUCGUCUCUGCAAGCAAAGAAGAAGAAGUGACUUUGCAUUAUCUAGCAAUGAAUACUUCGAGAUGUGCUAUAGUUUUCCUUUAGUAUAUUAUUCUAAGCCUUCAUCUUCUUGUUGCCAUUUUGGAAGCUGCAGUUCUCCUGAGGUCUCAGUCUCCAGUUAAGAGAAAAGUUUUGAGUUCUGAGUAGCUGACUUAGAGUUUCAGUUCUGUUUGUGAGAGUAACAAAUUCUAGCUGCAAACACUUGCUUGUGGAUGUUGGAAUAGGAGGGUGGCACCCAGGGAACAUGUUUUUUACCAUCUCACGCUAAAGCAUAUUCUAUCUAGCUGCAAACACUUGCUUGUAUGAAAUUCAUAUUCUCUUGUCAUGUGCUAUAUUACAAUAAUCCUGAGAAAUGUCCAUAGUGAUCUUCAUA
Molecule: messenger RNA, 1342 nt
Organism: Nicotiana tabacum (common tobacco)
Lineage: Eukaryota; Viridiplantae; Streptophyta; Magnoliopsida; Solanales; Solanaceae
Source: RefSeq, a predicted model, not a curated record